ACGAAAGAAUUAAAGAAUACACUAAAACUGGCAAAAUGAAACAUCCUUCAUACCUUUUGAUUUUCAAUAUGAUGGACGGAACUGAAAAUGAUCUAAUUUUUAACUUCACGAAAGUUACGAAUGAAACAAACCUGAGAAGAGGAAUUAAAGAUCAAGAAGAAUUGGAUGAAGAGAAAAAAGAGGAAAAUGGUAAAAACAAUAAUGCAAAUAAAGGUGGAUUGGUUUAUGAUAAUUUCUAUGAAGAAGGUGAAGACUUAAUAGUCACUUAA
Molecule: messenger RNA, 269 nt
Organism: Racocetra persica
Lineage: Eukaryota; Fungi; Glomeromycota; Glomeromycetes; Diversisporales; Gigasporaceae
Source: the annotation of a GenBank genome assembly